AUGUCAAAGGCUGGGUUGAUCUCCUUCCGAGCUCAUGGAUCCCCUACGUUCAGCUUUGCCGUCUGUCCGCCAGCCGCACUUCUUCUCAUAUGCUUCCCGCACAUGUUCGGCGUUCUUCACGCAGCCAUCAUCCACGGGUAUCCCAUCUUCCAUGUGCUACGCGUUUCCCUGGUCCUCCUCGGCGGCAGUUUCUUUUGCAACAACGCCAGCCAUGCCUGGAAUGAUCUCAUCGAGGCCCCAAUAGACGCCCUCAUCGAGCGCACACGCACGCGCCCUAUUCCGCGGGGAGCGGUAUCACGGACCGCUGCACUGCUCUUCACCAUCACGCAAGCACUUGGUGCUGCGGCCUUUUUGCUCCUUCUACCGGCUGAGGCUGCCAUAGCUGCGAUUCCCAACAUCGCCGGCACUGCCUACUACCCCUUUUCCAAACGACACAGCUAUUUCCCGCAGUUGGUUCUUGGAUUUUGCCUUUCUUGGGGCAUAUUGGUUGGGGGUUCGGCCCUCGGGGUCGCCAAGAUAUGGAUGGAUACGUCGACCUUGUGUCUGUUGACAGCGUCCAUCUCGUGGGUGGUGAUAUUCGACACCAUCUACGCGCAUCAGGAUCUUGCCGAUGACGUCAAGGUGGGCGUUAAGAGCACCGCUGUGCUGUUUCAAAACCACUCCAGGGCGUUCCUCUGGUGUCUUGUCAUUGGCAUGAGCGCUUCACUGGUAGCCUCGGGAUACUAUGGGCACAUGUCACUGCUGUACUAUGUGUUUGCUGUGGGCGGAUCUCUCUGGUCUGUGGCUACCAUGGUGAUGAGCGUCGAGCUGAACGACCCGGCUAGUUGUUGGAAGUGGUUCUCCCAGGGGUUUUUGCUAACAGGGUCCGCCAUUCUGUGUGGUCUAGUGAUGGAAUUCGUGGCACGGCGUGAGGAGACCAGUGAUCUCUGUUCUUGA
This is a messenger RNA of Anthostomella pinea, 936 nucleotides long. Lineage: Eukaryota; Fungi; Ascomycota; Sordariomycetes; Xylariales; Xylariaceae. The record is from the annotation of a GenBank genome assembly.